This is a messenger RNA of Pelobates fuscus (common spadefoot toad), 2331 nucleotides long. RefSeq names its product ERBB receptor feedback inhibitor 1 (gene ERRFI1). The transcript is spliced from 4 exons. Bases 244 to 1644 code for a protein of 466 amino acids. The record is from RefSeq and is a predicted model, not a curated record. NCBI's taxonomy places the organism in Eukaryota, Metazoa, Chordata, Amphibia, Anura, Pelobatidae. Gene Ontology annotation, biological process: regulation of keratinocyte differentiation; negative regulation of epidermal growth factor receptor signaling pathway.
CUUAGAACACACAGGGGAAUCUGACAACACACUGCUCUCUGAUCAGGGCUCACACUGGAAUGGUCACUGGAUAUAAGAACCCUGACACACAGGACAAUGUGGGGCAGCAAGGAAAACUAGAGGGAUUGCAUGGCUGUAACAGGCACACAGAGUUAAAGGAUGAUAACUGCUCGUAGAUAAGAGCCCUUUAAAGCUGAGUGAUUGUCAAGAAAGACAAGAAUAAAAAAAACCAAAAAAACUACAAUGACAACAGCUGGACUAACUGCGCAAGACGUUCAAGUCCCAUUAAAAAAUGGAUUCCUACAUCACGGCCAAAGUAUAAUAAAUUCUAAAUCGUGCUGGACAAAUCAUGAUGAUUACGAAAGUGCUUAUUAUGAUAUGGAGCCAAUUUCUUUGACAUACAGUUUGAAAUCACCUACGCAGCAUCAAAUUUCAUCAAUUGGCCAUAUUUCAAGGCCGAUCAUAAUGAACGGACACUGCUGUUCAGAAAAUUGCAUGAAGGUUCCUUGGAAGAAAUCAAACUUCCUUCAUCUUGGCAUACCUAUCGUAGAACAUUCAUCUACACACUAUGAAGAAGACCAAGUUGUUUCUUCUUUUAAAAAACUAUCAAUGAACAGUGGCUCUGGUUCUGAGAAAACACCCCCUCUCACGCCUGUUAAAAACGGACCACCACAGUUUUACCCCAGUCCGAACAGUGAUCGCAGUUCAAGGCCGUUGCCUCCUCUUCCGAUUUCAGAAGAUCAUUUACUAGACGAUGCAGAUAGUGAAGUUGAAUUCAUAACAAGUUCGGACACAGACUUGCUCCUUCAAGAUCCCCGAACUUCACCAUUUAAAUAUGGGGCUCCAAGCAGACGAAGCUUUAGGGGAUGUGGGCAGAUCAACUACGCAUAUUUUGAAUCAACAUCUGCAAAAAAAACAGCAGAUGAAACCCCAACAUGUAACCAAAAUGGACGUGUACAAAGCUCAAAGCCUCAGAAACCAGAGCAACCUCAUAGGAGACUAAGGCGAUCGCAUUCAGGACCAGCUGGAUCAUACAAUAAAGCUACAAUUCGUAUAGCAAACUAUGCAAAUAGGACUUCCCCAAAUUCUGAUGAAGACAAACCUGAAGUCCCACCAAGGAUUCCCAUACCCCCUAGGUCAUUAAAGCCAGAUUAUAGAAGGUGGUCAGCAGAAGUUUCUUCUAACACCUACAGUGAUGAAGACAGACCUCCAAAAGUCCCACCAAGGGAACCUCUGUCAGGAAGUAACUCCCGUACACCUAGCCCGAAGAGUCUACCGUCAUACCUCAAUGGGGUAAUGCCCCCUACUCAGAGCUUUGCUCCUGAUCCAAAAUAUGUCAGUAGUAAAGCUUUUCAAAGACAACAUAGUGAAGGGUCAUCAAACAAGGUCCCUUGUAUAUUACCUAUUAUGGAGCAUGGGAAGAAAGCCAGUUCAACACAUUAUUAUCUUCUUCCGGAGAGGCCCCCAUACCUUGACAGAUAUGAAAAAUAUCUCACUGAAGCAAAAGACUCUGAGACUAAAGUACAGUCAUGGUCUAGUGACGGCAGCAUUUCCCCUGGUUCACCAAAACCAGAUCUAACUGUUAAAGUAGAUAUAUGUAACAAUGCCAAACGCAAGCAUUUAUCUGAUGUGGUUUCACCAUAGGCCAUGGAAGAAUACCCGUAACAGGUCACUUAAUCAAGUUGCUCUUCAGGAUGUUACUUUAUGCUUUGUUUGGUUCUGAAAAAAAGUCAAAGAAAAUAUUGAACUUUUGAGUCCUUUCAUAAGACUAUUUUCUUAAAUAAAGCAAAAAAUUAAUAAUGAAGAGAUAUUGAGUCAGCAAAAUGGCUCCUUUUUACGUCAAAAGCAUUAUAUCAUUAAUGCCAAUGUGAUUGUUAAGACAGAAAUCCCCAAAAGUCACUGUUGGACAAUGCAUUACUGUAAUUCACAGUAAUAGUGCAUUUGGGGAUAUAUACAUAUAUGUAUAUACAGUAUAUAUAAAACUGGUAGAGUGGACUGUGAACUGCUGAUACAUUUGAACGGAAGGAUGAAGCACCCCAAGUGGCUGGGGGCUGCUGCUGCUACUUUACCUAGCUUCCCGGGGGUCUAACACAACCAGCCACCACCACCGAUCCUCUGCCGGGAUAAGCACUGGCAAAACCAGGGGCUGCUAUUGAUGAGGCCCUGAACCUGCCAGAAUUUGGAACUGGGAGAAAUUGUCAGGGCAAGCACAAACUCUGCUCUGCAGCAGCCAAUCCUAGUUACAACCCUUAUAAAAGUGAGAUGUUUCUAAAAACAUAAAUAUAAAUUAUAGUGCAGUAUUUUUAUAGCAUUCUAUUUAACUUUUUUUUU